AUGGUGUUCUCGGGUGUGCCCGAAGAGGACGAUCUCCGAGCCAGCGACGGUACCCGGCACACCGCCUCCGGAAUGCCCGCAUCUCACAUGUCCCACCCCAGAGUGUGCCACGCCGGUGUGCCCACCGCCCCCGCCGCCGCCAGUGUGUGCCAAGUGCCCCGAAGGAUCCCCCUCAGCCCCACGCACGCUGCCGUGGAAAACCCUCAAAAACUACACAUUCACCCCCCAAGGGAAGAGGAUAACUACAUUAGAAACCAAAUGAAGCCGGGAUGGAUACAUAUCGGCAUACACCAUCUCUUUCCAGAUCGAGGGUUUACAACUGUUUUAGGAAACCCAGUUAAUAGUACAGGCUUCAAUACAUGGCUCUCUGGACAUUCCGUUCGGAAUGUCACGAAUAAUUGCGGGUUUAUCAACAAAAGCAGACGUGGGUUAGGAAUGGGACUUUGCAAUGACAGAGGGCGUUUUAUCUGCGAGAUCUCAUUCGGAUGAACAACUAAUGUUGCACAGCGAAGUAAUAUUUUAAGUUUGAGAAAUAUGAAUUUCAUUUCAACUUCCAACAUCUCUAGGGUUCUAGUCGGCAUGGUUUACAAACGUUUGAUUAACACUGGUAACGUGAACAGAAUCUUUAGAAAUAAUAAUGUGAUAUCCUUCAAAAGGAAACUUUAAAAACAACAAAAUAAUUGCCUGUAUUAAUACAAUUGCAUGUAUUACUGUAUGUUAAUAAUAUUUAAGUUGUAAUAUCCUACAGAUAAUACAAGAUUUAUAUUUCAUGGCGACUAUGAUUUUUUAUGAAUUAUCUGACGAACGAUUUUAUAUUGCGUAACAAAAAGCAAAAUAUCUGUCACUUUUAUCACGUUCAUUUAGAAUAUUUCCUCUUUAAUAAUAUCAAAUGUCAAAAGAUAGUACAUUUUAACGGUCAUCAAAAAAAUCACCAAAGACAAAGUCGCCAAGAUAACAUUGUCAGUUUUCAAAAGUGAAGAAUUUAAUUUUGUUUGAAACAAUGUGGUUAUUAACGAAGUAUUGACUGUCAAUAUAAAAUUUAUUGACAAACAAUUGAAAAGAGUUUUAUUAUUCUUGAUAGAAAAUACGAGAGCUUCAGUUGUUUCAGGGUAUUAUUUUCGUGCAGAAAUUGGUAUGUGCCAUAUAGAAAACAUGGUAAUUAGAAACGGGUAUGUUUUCAUUACUAAGUAGCGUAUAUAAUAGCGCAAUUUGUGUUGUUUCAAAUAUAUUAUUUAUUUUUUAAAAUGAAGUAAAAAACUUCCCUUUAACUGUACUUUUUUGUAAAUACAUAAACUUGUUCAUAAAAUUGGUCAUCAAAUAUUGCGUUUCUGGCUUAACCAAUAUACCUUCAAUAUUCCUUAAGUGAAAGCUUUGCAGUGUUGAACUCUUUCUGUAUGAAUUAAAGAUGAAGGCUGAAGAUCAAUCUGUUGAGUAAGUAUAAAAAAUUCCGAACAGGAUUUAAGGGUCCUAUUGUGAAAUCAAUAACCUCUAACUUAAUAUAAUCGUUGGAAACUAUUUUUUAUGGUUCUGCCAUUUUACCUACUUUUCGAUCAAUAUCACUAUAACAUGGCAUUGUAAUUUGUAAGCGUUUCAAUAAAGUGUUGACAUUAAAAAGUAAACAAACGUUAAAUAGAUUAAACAUGGGUAUUUAAAUGCUCAAUAAUUAUACUCCUCUAGUGCUGAUGAAAUAGAUCAAUACAUUGUGAAGUGUACAAUAAUAUAUCAAAUUACAGAAUGCUGCGCAAUUCUUGAUUUAGCGGA
Molecule: messenger RNA, 1761 nt
Organism: Gryllus bimaculatus (two-spotted cricket)
Lineage: Eukaryota; Metazoa; Arthropoda; Insecta; Orthoptera; Gryllidae
Source: the annotation of a GenBank genome assembly